This is a messenger RNA of Octopus sinensis (East Asian common octopus), 3293 nucleotides long. Its product is annotated as ubiquitin-like modifier-activating enzyme 6. Gene Ontology annotation, cellular component: cytoplasm; SUMO activating enzyme complex. Gene Ontology annotation, molecular function: SUMO activating enzyme activity. Gene Ontology annotation, biological process: protein sumoylation. The record is from RefSeq and is a predicted model, not a curated record. NCBI's taxonomy places the organism in Eukaryota, Metazoa, Mollusca, Cephalopoda, Octopoda, Octopodidae. The coding region runs from base 173 to 3202 and encodes 1009 amino acids. The transcript is spliced from 36 exons.
CUCAGACGUUGCCUCACGCCAGCAUGCACCAAUGAGAGAAGCCGUAACAAGUGGUACUAUAUCGUGUAUCUCGCUCCCGUUGUGACCGGCAUAGAACAGAACUCGAGGUUUCCUGUAUUUAUUUCUAAUUGUCUGCAGCUACAAAUAAAGUCCCUCCCGAUAUAAAUUAACCAUGUCAAUGGAUACAGAAAUUGAUGACUCACUCUAUAGUCGACAGAGAUAUGUUUUGGGUGACACAGCCAUGAAAAGGAUGGCACAAGCAUCUGUAUUGCUGUAUGGUGUUGGUGGUCUGGGAAUUGAAAUUGCUAAAAACAUAGUUCUUGCUGGAAUCAAAUCUCUUACAAUUCAUGAUGAUAAAGUGGCUACAGUAACUGACUUAGGAACUCAAUUCUUCCUGCAUGAAAACGAUGUAAACUCUGGUUUAAAUCGAGCUGAGGCCUGUUGUAAGAGAAUUGCUGAAUUAAACCCGUACGUCACCGUAAACACCACCUCAAUUCCUCUUCAGGAUUCCACUGAUCUCACAUAUUUAAAAGAUUAUCAGUGUGUUAUAUUAACUGAAACAUCAUUAAAUCUCCAACGUAAGGUGAAUAAUUUCUGUCAUCAACAGAAUCCUCCAAUUAAGUUUAUAUCAGGGGAUGUAUUUGGUGUCUUUGCUGGAUGCUUCUGUGAUUUUGGAGAUGAAUUUGACAUUUUUGAUGCUAAUGGAGAAGAACCAAAGGAAGUAUUUAUUGGUAAUAUAACCAAGGCGAACCCAGGUGUUGUGGGUUGUUUAGAAAAUACUCGACAUUAUCUUCAGACAGCAGACAAGGUCACUUUCAAAGAAAUUAAAGGUAUGACAGCCCUCAAUGGAAAAGUUUGCACAGUUUCUGUGUUAAAUCCUUUCACAUUCACGAUUUGUGACACAAGCGGAGAGGAAUUCAAUGAAUAUGACCAUGGAGGAAUUUGUGUGCAGUUGAAGAUUCCAGAGAAAGGACACCAUGAAAGUCUUGAAACCCAGCUGACCAAGCCUAAUUUGUUAACUCCUGAUCUAAGUCGAUUAAAUGCCCCUUUUACCAUUCAUUGUGCAUUUCUUGCUCUGCAAUCAUUUUACCAGAUGAACGGAAGACUUCCCAACACCAGAUGUUCUGAUGAUGCUGAGUUGUUGCUAUCAAAAGCCAAAGAAAUACAUUCUUCUAUGUCCAUAAAGGAGGAACUUGACGAAAGCCUUAUCCAGAAGCUGGCAUUCACAUGUAAAGGUUGUCUCCCUCCUCUCUGUGCAGUUCUUGGAGGAUUUAUGGCUCAAGAAGUUCUUAAAGCAAUCACAGGCAAAUUUACCCCACUGAGCCAAUGGUUUUAUUUAGAUGUGACAGAUGUGAUGUUAAAUGAUGCCCCUGAUAACAGCUUCUAUCCAAAGAAUGACCGUUAUGAUUUGUUAAGACUGUGCAUUGGAGAAAACACCUUAUAUAAACUUAGGAACAUCCAUUUGUUUAUGGUUGGAUGUGGAGCCAUUGGGUGUGAAAUGUUGAAAAACUUUGCUUUGCUUGGUUUAGCGACUCAAGGAGAUGGUUUGAUUACUAUCACAGAUAAUGAUUUGAUUGAAAAAUCAAACUUAAAUCGACAGUUUCUGUUCCGACCUCAGCAUAUUAGACAUCCUAAGAGUACAACAGCAGCCAAUUCUGUCUUAGAGAUAAACCCCGCUCUUAAAAUUGAUGCACAUCAAAAUAAAGUGUGUCCCCAAACAGAACACACAAUCUAUACUGAUACUUUCUUCGAAAACCAACAUGUUCUAGUUAAUGCAUUAGACAAUGUUGAAGCACGGCGCUAUAUGGACAGUCGUUGCGUCACCAACCAGCGUGCUCUUCUUGAAUCUGGUACAAUGGGGACUAAAGGACAUGUACAAGUUAUUGUUCCCCACCUCACUGAGUCCUACAGUAACCAGAAUGAUCCCCUGGAUGAAGAAAUACCUUAUUGUACCUUGAAGUCAUUCCCUGCAAAUAUAGAACAUUGUAUACAAUGGGCCAGAGACAAAUUUGAAAGUUCCUUUAGUCAAAAAGCAAAUCUGGUCAACAAAUUUUGGUCCAAGAAUGAAAGUGCUCAAUCAGUAGCCGAGAAACUGAUGAAACACGACCAAGUUGAAGGUGCAUAUAUAGUGUCUCGAGUGUUACGCAAUGCACCACAGAAUUGGCAGCAGUGUAUCUCUAUUGCUAGGUGCAAGUUUGAAAAAUAUUUCAACCAUAAGGCCAAACAAUUACUUCAUGCCUUUCCUUUGGACACCAAACUAGCAAAUGGAGGACUGUUUUGGCAAUCUCCUAAACGACCUCCACAACCUUUGAUAUUUGAUAGCAGUAAUCUUGUACACAUAAUGUUCGUCCAAAGCACCAGCAGGUUGUAUGCAGACGUUCAUGGAAUUCCAUGGAAAGAUGAGGACCUAUCAACAGAAUCGUUACUGAGACAUCUUGAAAAUAUUGAAGUUCCAGAAUUUAAAGUGUCCCAUAAACAAAUUGAAACUGAUGAAGCAGUAAAGAAAGUGGAUGCCAAUGAGCUGCACACUACUGAUGAACAACAUUUAGCAACUGAGUACAUGACUCAAAUAACCUCCAACAAAACUUUAACUGUGAUAGAGUUUGAAAAAGAUAAUGAUACCAACAGCCACAUUGAUUUCAUCACCACAGCUGCAAAUCUACGAGCAACCAUGUACAACAUAGAGAAUGCUGACCGUUUGAAGGUGAAACGUAUCGCAGGUCAUAUAGUUCCUGCCAUUGCUACAACUACAGCAACUGUAUCAGGACUGGCAGCAGUGGAACUUCUUAAAGUAAUUAAUAAGCAUCCUCUGGAAAAAUAUCGCAACUGUUUCCUCAACCUUGCUCUUCCAAUGAUGCUUUUGUCAGAACCAGGAGCAGCAGAAACUCUGAAGAUCAACGAUGAAUUAUCACUGACUGUUUGGGAUCGAUGGGAAAUUGAAGGCACCAAAGAUUUCACCUUGGAAAUGUUUCUAAAUCAUUUUAAAGAAAAGACAGGCUACAAUGCCUCCAUGGUUGUACAUGGGGCUAAAAUGAUUUAUGUUCCUAUCCUGCCUGGCCAUAAGAAAAGAUUAAACCAAAGCAUGAUAAAACUAAUCAAACCAUUAGCACAGCAAACGUAUGUCGACCUAAUUGUGUCUCUGGAAUCAGAGGAAGAUGAAGACAUUCCUGGACCACCUCUACGCUACUACUUUGGAUUAUGAUAAUUAAUCUAAAUUUUAAAGAUUUCAAAGUUAUAAUUGUUGGCAAAUUCUGUAGACGUCGAAUAAAUACUGAAUCAAAGCUGGUGUGUUA